Messenger RNA from Protopolystoma xenopodis, 462 nucleotides. The record is from the annotation of a GenBank genome assembly. Lineage: Eukaryota; Metazoa; Platyhelminthes; Monogenea; Polystomatidea; Polystomatidae.
AUGACGAGUUACCCAUCAAUCAGAGAUAAGUUGCCUGCAGAAAGAGCGGGCGCAGCCACAGCUGUAGAGGCGGUAGAACAAGCUAACGAGGCAGACGAAGAAGUGGAGGAUGUAGAUGUGACGACACUAACGGCUGUAGAAUCAAUGGAAGAUGAAGCCUGGGCUCUACGUUUGCUAUUACUAGAGACACUUCCAGCAUUCGUAGUGUGGACGGAACCACAAGAAACCGAGUUAUUAUUACAAUUGGCUCCUAAAGCACCAGGACACCCUCCAAUGCUAUUAUUGUUACUGCUACCGGAGACAACUCCACAUCCAGUGCUGCAAUUUGGAGCUGUAGAUGUUGAACUUCCACCAGCGCUACGAAGCGACUGGCCAAAACCCCGAGCAAUAUGGCUACGGGCCCCGCGAUUGUUGCCAGGACUAUCUGAAACUGUGGCGCUACCGCCAGUUUGGCUCACAUGA